Molecule: messenger RNA, 1682 nt
Organism: Cyprinodon tularosa
Lineage: Eukaryota; Metazoa; Chordata; Actinopteri; Cyprinodontiformes; Cyprinodontidae
Product: NIPA-like protein 2
Exons: 11
Coding region: 166-1263 (365 amino acids)
Biological process (GO): magnesium ion transport
Cellular component (GO): membrane
Molecular function (GO): magnesium ion transmembrane transporter activity
Source: RefSeq, a predicted model, not a curated record
AUCACAAACAUCCAGCUGACAUCAGCGGUGAACUUUUCCUCAGGAGUUUCUACUGGAGCGACGCUGGCCGUGGGAUGCUUGGGGAUAAUUUAGGAAGAUAAAUAUGUGAAUGGAGCGGCAGCUGUGGCGGAGGAACAUUCCCUUUUUACACAAUAAAUAAAAGAAAUGGCGAAUUCUAGUGCUUUUAAUGAGAGCGCUCCUUUGAUUUCCGCAGAAGCUUUCCGAGCGGAGAUGAUGGAGAAUCCGCUCCAGAACUAUCUCCUGGGAAUCAUCAUCUCCAUAUGUGGGAAUGUCCUCAUCAGCAUUUCCCUCAACAUACAGAAAUACGCUCAUGUGCGUCAGGCUCAGCGCGGCUCCAAGCCCUAUUACAUGUCUGCCUUGUGGUGGUGUGGUGUGGUCCUUAUGGGUGUUGGGGAACUGGGGAAUUUUGCAGCCUAUGGCUUUGCCCCGGCAUCACUUAUAGCCCCUCUGGGCUGUGUGUCUGUCAUAGCUAGUGCGGUUAUAUCUGUGGUUUUCUUGAAGGAGACCAUCAGACCCUCUGACAUUGUUGGUUGCAGCCUGGCCAUAACUGGAACAUACGUCCUGGUGACCUUUGCACCCCACGCAUCUACACACAUCACAGCUCAUCUGGUCCAGUACUAUGCCGUCAGCUGGUACUUCCUGCUUUACCUUUUUAUAGAGGUGGUCGUGUUUUGCAUUCUGCUCUAUCUAUACAAGAAGAGAGGUGUGAAGCACAUUGUGAUCGUGAUGCUGCUGGUGGCCCUGCUCGCCUCUCUUACGGUCAUCUCGGUCAAAGCCGUGUCAGGGAUGAUCACAGAGUCGAUAAAAGGCCAGCUGCAGCUCAUCUACCCCAUCUUCUACGUCAUGCUCGUCGUCAUGGUGGCCUCCUGCGCUUUCCAGAUCAAAUUCCUAAAUCAGGCAAUGAAAAUGUUUGAUGCCACGGAGGUGGUUCCCAUCAACUUUGUGUUUUUCACUGCAAGCGCCAUCAUUGCAGGGAUAAUAUUCUACCAGGAAUUUGAAGGCUUGGCGUUACUGAAUAUUUUCAUGUUCUUAUUCGGCUGUCUUCUCUCCUUUGUCGGGGUUUUCCUGAUAGCCCGAAACAGACCAAAGAUAAAGCAACAAGACCGCACUUUCAUCCCCAUGGAUAGGAUUCCUGGGAGGAGGAGCACAGACAAAGUGCAGCCCGAGGCAAAGAGCCAAACAUACGGAUCGCUGGCAGCCAAACUUAUGUGCAACAGAGCCGACCAAACAGACGAUUCAUAGGAACCAUCUCCAUCUGUCGGGACUGCUGCUGUACUCCAUUAGAGAGUCUGUGUGCAGCUUUUCCAGGGUUCAACCAAAUCUGUUAUUAAAAGCAGCAAAGAGAAGGAGUUAGUCCUUAAAAAGAAGUUUGUCUGCCUUAAAAUGUGUUCCCUUAUUGUCUUCUGGCUGCAUUGAGAUAAAAAAGUGAUGCAUUUCUCUCAGUUCAACAGAUUUUUGUCAGGUAAAUAAACUAAACAGUUUUCUGUGGACAGGUGCUAAAUAUGUUUUAUUAGUCUGAGGUUAUGGUAUACAUCAAAAUAAGUGCACUACUGCCCCCUAAAGGUGGGAAAAUGAAUCCUGACUUCCCCCCUUUACUGUUCAACCUCAAUCAUCUGAUGUAAAUUUACCCAAUUAUUAAAAAAGGAAAAGUCAGCACCAAA